This is a messenger RNA of Sphenostylis stenocarpa, 768 nucleotides long. The record is from the annotation of a GenBank genome assembly. NCBI's taxonomy places the organism in Eukaryota, Viridiplantae, Streptophyta, Magnoliopsida, Fabales, Fabaceae.
AUGGCACACAAGGAACUUUCCAUUGCUCUUGUGAUUCUCAUUGUUGUUCUCUUUGUUAACAGGAAUCUCCAAGGUGCCACUGCUGACUAUGGUGGUUGGCAGAGUGGUCAUGCCACUUUCUAUGGUGGGGGUGAUGCUUCUGGCACAAUGGGUGGAGCAUGUGGCUAUGGAAAUUUGUAUAGCCAGGGUUAUGGAACUGACACUGUGGCUCUAAGCACUGCUUUGUUCAACAAUGGCUUAAGCUGUGGAUCUUGCUAUGAAAUGAGAUGUGAUGAUGACCCAAGAUGGUGCAAACCUGGCUCUAUUACUGUUACUGCUACUAACUUCUGCCCCCCAAAUCCAUCUUUGCCUAACAACAAUGGUGGUUGGUGCAACCCUCCCUUGCAACACUUUGAUAUGGCUGAACCUGCCUUCCUUCAAAUUGCUGAAUAUAGAGCUGGAAUUGUGCCUGUGGCCUUCAGAAGGGUUCCUUGUGUGAAAAAGGGAGGAAUAAGGUUCACCAUCAAUGGUCACUCUUACUUCAACCUAGUUUUGAUAACCAAUGUUGGUGGUGCUGGGGAUGUGCAUUCAGUGUCCAUCAAAGGGUCCAAAACUGGGUGGCAACCCAUGUCAAGGAAUUGGGGCCAAAACUGGCAGAGCAACUCCUACCUUAACGGACAAUCCCUUUCUUUUCAAGUCACCACCAGUGAUGGCAGAACUGUGGCAAGCUACGAUGUAGCACCAGCCAAUUGGCAAUUUGGCCAGACCUUCCAAGGAGGCCAAUUCUAG